Molecule: messenger RNA, 1433 nt
Organism: Esox lucius (northern pike)
Lineage: Eukaryota; Metazoa; Chordata; Actinopteri; Esociformes; Esocidae
Gene: nkx2.5
Product: NK2 homeobox 5
Exons: 2
Coding region: 184-1137 (317 amino acids)
Biological process (GO): cell differentiation; regulation of transcription by RNA polymerase II
Cellular component (GO): nucleus
Molecular function (GO): RNA polymerase II cis-regulatory region sequence-specific DNA binding; DNA-binding transcription factor activity, RNA polymerase II-specific
Source: RefSeq, a predicted model, not a curated record
UUGGAGAAAAUAGGCGAAGAAAAAGUAAGGGUCUCGAGUUGACAGUUAAGAUGCACACUUCAGUGAAGAUCGUCCUCGGUUAAACAAACGAGUACUUGAGCUCAGUAAAUAUUAACAAGAAGUGGAGAUUUUGGAAUCACCGUUUUGUUGCCUGUUAUAUCUUAGAUUAACUGUUCCUUGGAAAUGUUUUCCAGCCCUAGCACGUCCACUCCCUUUUCUGUAAAGGAUAUAUUAAACCUGGAGCAGCACACUGAGGAUCUGGUCUCACUAGACAUCUCUCCACGGAUGGACUGUGCCCUACCGACCUCCUCUUGCAUGAUGUCCCGCCUAAAGCAGGAACCGCUACGGGAGAUGUCGUCUGGAAACUUGCUGUUUGGAGAGGAACUCCAUGAAGCUAAAGCCAACAGAAAUACUGCCCUCAACUUCACCGCUGCCUUCUAUGGGAAAUCUUUCUUAGAAACUGACAUUAGGGAUGGAAAGACGGACAGCUUAUUUGAUGGGAAACACAGAAAAGAAGUUCCCUACAUCUCUCACAGCGAGUCAGUGGACGACCUGAAGUCAGGGGACCCAAAUCGAUCAACCAAAUCCCGCAAGCGGAGGAAGCCGCGCGUGCUGUUCUCUCAGGCGCAGGUGUACGAGCUGGAGCGACGUUUCAAGCAGCAGAAGUACCUGUCAGCUCCUGAGAGGGACCAUCUAGCCGGGGUUCUGAAACUGACCCCAACACAGGUCAAGAUCUGGUUCCAGAACCGACGCUACAAGUGCAAGAGACAGCGACAGGACCAGAGCCUGGAGAUGGUCGGUAUCCCGCCACCAAGGCGCAUCUCAGUCCCAGUGCUGGUCCGAGAUGGGAAGCCCUGCCUUGGAGACUCAGCGACCUAUAAUGCUUCUUAUAAUGUGGGCCUAAACCAUUUCACCUAUAACAGCUAUAACAGCUAUCCAGCAUUCAGUAAUUAUCCCAGCCCUGGCUGCAAUACGAACUAUGCCUGUAACUAUCCCACGGCUGGGGUGCAGUCUAUCCAGCCCUCACCAAACAACGGGAAUUACAUGAACUUCGGUGUUGGGGAGUUUAAUAAUGUCCAAAACACGUUCCCUUCCGGCACUGCAGUGUCUUCUUUACAUGGAAUAAGAGCGUGGUGAACAACGGAUAUCAUGAGAAUAAGAUCAAACAAUGUUUUAAAUCGCAUGCUCUUUUACGCAAACUGUGCAUAAGUAUUAAAUGCAACUUGAGCGCUGUCAUUGUCCUGGGUUACAUUACAUUUACUGUGUUUCAACUGGCAAACUGUUAAUUGCGCAGCUUGUAAACACAUAUACAAGAUCUAUAUGGGAAAAUAUAGUAUAGGCUUCAAUUUGUCUUCGGAAGUCUUUCCCCCAGUAUUAAUGUUUUCCAUCUUCAUGAUCAUUAAUGCAUUGAAUGGUUAUUAUAUUUGUAGAAA